UUGGCCCAAGGUAUUAAUGAUUUCACACCUCUGAACUACAAAAGACGGCUUGGUUUCGAUUCAAGACGACCUUGGCACAUGCACCCCUAUGAAUGCCCGUGGAUCACAAGGCGCACUUCAAAAGGCAGAGAGAUGACUGAGACCAUCAAAAGGAAACAAUUCUGUAUAAAUGAUCCUAAUGGGACCACAGAGUCCUCAGCAUCAUCAUUCUCUCCAGCAGAGCGUAGGAGUAGGACCUCUUGGCCUGAUUUUCUAACUAGAGGAAUACACUUGAACUGGAAUUAUGGAACGCUUCGUCCUGGGAACGUGUGUCAUCCUGGCGCUACUCCUGAACUGGAUUGGUGGAGUUACAGCGGAUUCAUCUGGCUUGUUCCACAAACGGAUGCGGGGGUCUCACGAAGGCAGCAGUGGUCACUUGAGUUCCACCCACCAGCAGAGCAGAUACCCUCUCUACAUGAUGCACCUCUACCGGACUCUACUGACUGGAGAAGCCUACCAGUCGGCUGCUGACCUCACUCGAAGGGGCAUUCACAGUGACAACCCGAGCCUUCACGACUCCGACUCAGUUCUGAGUCUGGUUGCCAAAAGUUGCAGUCAAACUGGAACGAGGUGGAGUAUCACUUUUGAUAUUUCUUCUAUCUCAACGAGCGACCCUGUGCAACGAUCUGAGCUGCGCAUUCGGCUGCCUACAUUCUCAAAGUCCAAGAGCGCAAUAGUGGACAUCUACCACGCCCGCGGCAGCUGUGAUAAGGCACCGUGCCCGGGCCGCCUUCACCUGGCAAGUUUCAGAGCCACACCUGGCGACGGAGCCUCUCACUCUUCCUGGAGAGUGUUCAACAUCACCGCCAUGCUCAGGUACUGGCUGCAUCAGGGAGAGCCAGUGGAGAGCAUGGAGGAGAGGGGAGAGAUGGUGCAAGGUGAUGAUCAGGAGAGCGUGCAUCACUCCACGACUGACAGAGUCAUGAUGGUGGUCUUCUCUCAACACAAGCAGAUGGCUGGUCAAUGGGCGCCAACACUGAUCCACACAGCUGAGCGGUCCAAGUACGCUGCUUUGGAUCGGGCCGGAACGAACAACCCCGGACAUGCUGCAGGGCGCCGUCGCAAGAGGAACCACCAGACACGGGACAUGGUGCGUGAAGCAGCAGGGGUGGCGAGGGCGCCUGGAAUCUUCUCCUCGGGGGGUCAGCAGAAGACACUGUGUAGAAAGGUGGACAUGUGGGUGGACUUCGAGCAGAUCGGCUGGAGCGACUGGAUUGUACAUCCAAAGCGCUACAACGCAUUCCGCUGCGAGGGAAGCUGUCCCAGCCCUCUGGAUGAAAGCUUCUCGCCUACCAACCACGCUUACAUGCAGAGUAUGCUGAGGCUGCACCACCCUGACCGGGUGGCCUGUCCAUCCUGUGUGCCCACUCGACUCAGCCCACUUUCCAUGCUGUACUACGACAACGGAGAGAUGGCCAUGAAUAACCACGAGGACAUGGUGGUGGAGGAGUGUGGAUGCCUCUGACUUCUCUCGUCGUUCACGGACGACACAGUAGUACUUAAAAAAAAUGCCACUAUCCGUCUCUACAGAAUGGUGGAACUACGUCUGCACUUUGGUAGUUAUGGGGUCAUCUAUAGUCUCAGGAACUAGUCACCCUAUUGACCAUCUACAAAAAGCAGACUCAUUUGUUUUGCCAAAUGCCAUAACGUUCUUAGUGGCAUCUGGCAGCCUAACUGAAUUGCUAAAAUAAGCACUGAUCCCUCUCACCAGCCUACAGGAAAAGGGGAGUGUCUACCAAGAAAGGACACAUAUAGCGCUUUAUUUCGGCUGCGUGACUCUGGUGUCAACACAGUGGUAUUUCAUGUUUUUCGACCUCGAACCGGACAUUAGAAGGAGAAUGUACUAAGUGGUGAACUGGACAAUUCUGGAAUUAUUGAAGUUGGAGGAGAGAUGACACAACUAACCCCAAUGCCUUUUAAACAGAUUUCCUUCCUGUGUGUGAAAACGUGUAAUUAUGUAAAUAAAUGUAAUGACAAAGCUAAUAAACGUUCUUAUUAUAUACAUUUA
Messenger RNA from Clupea harengus (Atlantic herring), 2047 nucleotides. It is a transcript of the gene ndr1, whose product is annotated as nodal-related 1. Lineage: Eukaryota; Metazoa; Chordata; Actinopteri; Clupeiformes; Clupeidae. Gene Ontology annotation, cellular component: extracellular region. Gene Ontology annotation, molecular function: cytokine activity; growth factor activity. The record is from RefSeq and is a predicted model, not a curated record.